Molecule: messenger RNA, 987 nt
Organism: Emericellopsis cladophorae
Lineage: Eukaryota; Fungi; Ascomycota; Sordariomycetes; Hypocreales; Bionectriaceae
Exons: 3
Coding region: 1-987 (328 amino acids)
Source: RefSeq, a predicted model, not a curated record
AUGACCACGCCAUUGACGUUUGACACGUCCGACGACUUUGAUGCGGCCGGCGACACGCUGCUCAUCCUCAGUCACCCUCAAACGACUUGGGCGAACGUGAACCUAGGAAGAAUGCGUCUCUCGUCGCGCCAUCUGAUCUUGGCUUCGGAUUACUUUCACAGUGCCUUGACAAAGGGGUUCGCCGAGAGCGUGUCCGCGUCUGGUGACUUCGCCCACGUCGUGCGUGCCGAGAACAUGAACCCCGAGGCAUUCCGGCUGGUCAUGUCCAUUGUUCACGGACAGUCUCACCAGGUCCCUCGGAAAAUAAGUCUCGACCUUCUGGCUAAGGUGGCUGUCGUUGUAGAUUACUACAAGCUGCACAAGGCUGUCGACUUCUUUUUCCAGGUCUGGGUUGAGCAGAUCGAGAGCCCGGCUACCUGGCAGUACGGCGCUGACUUCCUGCUCCGGCUGCUCGUGUCCUGCAUUUUCCAAGAGAAGGAAAUGUUCCAGAAGCUGACCAGGGUCUAUCUGUUGCAUUCUCGGGGGCCGAUACACCAUUUAGACUUGCCGCCCUUGGCACUUAUUCGAGAUGCUCUUGAGAAGGCCAGACAGGACCUCGUGUCAAAAGCUAUCGGACAGGUGCAUGCGCUCCUGCGAAGCUUCUACAAGCAUGAACCGCCUUGCUCCUUUAACUGCGCAGCGUUCCAGCUUGGCCUCCUUGCCAAAGGGCUGCAUGAACUCGGUCUCCAUGAUCCUCCACCACAGGUGCCGUUUGAUGGAUUCAGCUUUGAUGCAAUUCAAUCAGGCGUCGAGAGGAUUCACGCUCCCCGGUACACGGGUGAGCUAGGACUAGUACAAGGAUCCGUAUCCUUCAACGGCAGACACAGGCACGAGUGCGACCUGACAAACAAAAUCAAGCCCAUCUUCCAGCACCUUCGUGAUAGCACCCAGGGCCUCAGUUGGGAUGCGCAUUUUCGAGAAACCAUAAAGAGGCAACCGACCGCGUAG